AUGGCACCAAAGACAUUGAAUGGCUUAAAGUACAUCCACGAACCAAGCCUAGAGAGAGCAUAUAAGAAACCCAGUCAAUAUGAAGAUGUAAAUGAGCAAGCCAGUUCUAAAGAAGCACAUGAGCAAGCCAGUUCUAAAGAAGCACAAGAGAAAGCCAGUUCUAAAGAAGCACACAAGCAAGCCAGUUCUAAAGAAGCACACAAGCAAGCCAGUUCUAAAGAAGCACACGAGCAAGCCAGUUCUAAAGAAGCGCAAGAGAAAGCCAGUUCUAAAGAAGCGCAAGAGAAAGCCAGUUCUAAAGAAGCACACAAGCAAGCCAGUUCUAAAGAAGCACACAAGCAAGCCAGUUCUAAAGAAGCACACGAGCAAGCCAGUUCUAACGAAGCGCAAGAGAAAGCCAGUUCUAAAGAAGCGCAAGAGAAAGCCAGUUCUAAAGAAGCACACAAGCAAGCCAGUUCUAAAGAAGCACACAAGCAAGCCAGUUCUAAAGAAGCACAAGAGCAAGCCAGUUCUAAAGAAGCACAAGAGCAAGCCAGUGCCAAACGAAAAGAAGAAAAAAAUCUAGCCAGUUUUCGUGUUUUCGUACCAGCAAGCCAAUGA
Biomphalaria glabrata is the source of this 600-nucleotide messenger RNA. Its product is annotated as treponemal membrane protein B-like. The record is from RefSeq and is a predicted model, not a curated record. Bases 1 to 600 code for a protein of 199 amino acids. The transcript has 2 exons. NCBI's taxonomy places the organism in Eukaryota, Metazoa, Mollusca, Gastropoda, Planorbidae.